UCGCUGUCUCCAAAAGACUUUGCUUUUCAAAGCAAAGGCCUUUCUUGGUUACAAGCCCUUGGAAAUACAGCGCAGAAAUACAAUGGAGGCCAGAGAAGAACGCUUUCUUAAACAAAGGCAAGUCUUGCUUCUCUUUGUUUUUCUGGGUGGGUCUCUUGCUGGGUCCGGGUCUAAGCGCUAUUCUGUGGCCGAGGAAAAAGAGAGGGGCUUUGUAAUAGCCAAUCUAGAGAAGGAUCUGGGGCUUAGUGUAGAAGAACUGGCUAAAAGGAGAGCUCAAGCUAUCUCCAAAGGGAACAUACAGUAUUUUCAGCUCAGUCAUCAGACUGGAGAUUUGCUCUUGGUUGAGAGAUUGGACAGGGAGGAGCUUUGCGGCUCGACAGAGCCUUGUGUGCUGCACUUUCAGAUAUUGCUGCAUAAUCCUUUGCAGUUUAUUACAAAUGAGCUCGAGGUCAUAGAUGUAAAUGACCAUGCCCCGGAGUUCUUUGAAAACGCAAUGCAGCUGAAAGUCCUAGAAAGCUCCCCGCCUGGGACAGUGAUUCCUUUGGGAAAUGCUGUAGACUUGGAUGUGGGAAGAAACGGACUCCAGAACUACACGAUCUUUCCCAAGUCACAUUUUCGUGUUCACACCCGUCAUCGUAGAGAUGGAAGAAAGUAUCCAGAGCUAGUUCUAGACAGAGCUCUGGAUCGGGAAGAGCAGCCGGAGCUCAGCUUAACUCUCACAGCGCUGGAUGGAGGAUCCCCGCCUCGUUCUGGAACUACCCAGGUCCACAUCCUGGUCUUAGACAUCAAUGAUAAUGCCCCAGAGUUUACACAGUCACUCUAUGAGGUUCAAAUUUUAGAGAAAAGCCCUGUUGGCUCUGUCAUUACCACUGUCUCUGCUUCUGACUUAGAUAUGGAAAAUUUUGGUGCGAUAUCAUACGAAUUUUUUCAUGCUUCUGAAGAAAUUCUCAAAACGUUUCAACUAAACCCCACUACUGGUAAUAUACAACUACUUAAGGGUUUGGAUUAUGAAACAAUUAAUACUUAUGAGGUUGACAUAGAGGCCAAGGAUGGUGGAGGCCUUUCAGGGAAAUGCACAGUUAUAGUUCAGGUACUUGAUGUGAACGAUAACCCACCAGAACUGACACUGUCAUCAGUUAACAGUCUUAUCCCCGAGAAUUCGGCAGAGACUGUGGUGGCUGUAUUCAGUGUUUCCGAUUCAGACUCUGGAGAUAAUGGAAGAGUGAUAUGUUUCAUCCAGAACGAUCUCCCCUUCAUCCUGAAGCCGUCUGUAGAGAACUUCUAUACUCUAGCAUCUGAAGGAGUUUUGGACAGAGAGAGCAGAGCUGAGUACAACAUCACCAUCACGGUCUCAGACCUGGGCACACCCAGACUCACAACCCAGCACACCAUAACAGUGCAGGUGUCUGACAUCAACGACAACGCCCCUGUCUUCACCCAAACCUCCUACACCAUGUUCAUCCGCGAGAACAACAGCCCUGCCCUGCACAUAGGCACCAUCAGUGCCACAGACUCAGACUCAGGCUCCAAUGCCCUCAUCACCUACUCGCUGCUGCCGCCUCACGACCCACAUCUGGCCCUCGACUCGCUGGUCUCCAUCAACUCCGACAACGGACAGUUGUUUGCGCUCAGGGCACUGGACUAUGAGACCCUGCAGGCUUUCGAGUUCCGCGUGGGCGCCACGGACCGAGGCUCACCCGCGCUCAGCAGCCAGGCUCUGGUGCGUGUGGUGGUGCUGGAUGACAAUGACAAUUCGCCCUUUGUACUCUACCCGCUGCAGAACGCCUCUGCGCCCUGCACUGAGCUGCUGCCCAGGGCUGCGGAACCUGGCUACCUGGUCACCAAGGUGGUGGCAGUGGACCGCGACUCUGGCCAGAAUGCCUGGCUGUCGUUCCAGCUGCUCAAGGCCACGGAGCCCGGGCUGUUCAGUGUAUGGGCACACAAUGGCGAAGUGCGCACCACCAGGCUACUGAGUGAGCGCGAUGUGCCCAAGCACAGGCUACUGCUGCUGGUCAAGGACAAUGGUGAUCCUCCACGCUCUGCCAGUGUCACUCUUAAUGUGCUGCUGGUAGACGGCUUCUCUCAACCCUAUCUGCCCUUGCCUGAAGUGGCGCGAGACUCCAUGCAAAACGACGUGGACUUGCUCACAUUGUACUUAGUCAUCGCCUUGGCAUCUGUGUCUUCGCUCUUCCUCUUGUCUGUGGUGCUGUUUGUUGGGGUGAGACUGUGCAGGAGGGCCAGGGCAGCUUCUAUGAGUGGCUGCUCUGUGUCUGAGGGACACUUUCCUGGCCACCUGGUAGACGUCGGCGGUAUGGGGACCCUGUCUCAGAGCUACCAGUAUGAGGUGUGUCUGACAGGAGAUUCUAGGACCGGUGAGUUCAAAUUCCUGAAUCCAGUGGUUCCAAACCUGUUUCUGGAAGAAUCUGAGGAAGUUGAGGAAAGUCCCUACUGUAGGAGUAGCUUUGUAGUCAGCUAAGGACUGUAAAUGGCUCAUCAUCUCUCAGUUCUGGUAAACUUCUUAUUCUAAUUAUUCUUUU
Messenger RNA from Arvicanthis niloticus (Nile rat), 2537 nucleotides. RefSeq names its product protocadherin beta-3-like. NCBI's taxonomy places the organism in Eukaryota, Metazoa, Chordata, Mammalia, Rodentia, Muridae. The record is from RefSeq and is a predicted model, not a curated record. Gene Ontology annotation, biological process: homophilic cell-cell adhesion. Gene Ontology annotation, molecular function: calcium ion binding. Gene Ontology annotation, cellular component: plasma membrane.